CUUGUUUUCGUACGAAUAGAAAACGUUCGAAAGUAUGCCUCAUUCGUAUCCUUGGUUUCGUACGAAAGAAAUCUAUCCAUUCGAACUUUCGAACAUCGUUCGUUCGAACGAAUUGUCCUAUCCUUGUUUUCGUACGAAAGUGUUUUUUCGCCUGUCAGUCAAACGUUAAUGUUGGGUUGCGAAUCAGACGAAGCGUAGAAGAAAAUUCAAUCGAUGUUUACGUUUUUGUGGUUUAUUCAGGUGAUGUGUGAAAAAUUGCUGUAGAAGCAGAAAGAAAGACAUUUCCAAUAGAAUAUUUCAACUCUAAAACCUAGACGAAACAGAACCUGGAUAGAACAAUGUCGAAACCAUCGAAAUCCAAAAGCACAAACAAGGAUCAAUACAGCCGACUGGUUGAUCUCUUGGAAGAGCAGCCGGAUAUCGCGAAGGGUUUCGCGAAAUGCAAUGCUUCUCCCUACUGGAAUUCUGUGGCAGCCGAGUUGAACAGUCUUGGGCCACCAACUAAAGAUUCAACUGCGUGGAAAAAGGUCUGGUUCGAUUGGAAAUCGAACACGAAACGCAAGCUAGCCCACAACCGUCGCGAGCAAUUUGCUACAGGUGGGGGUCCUAGUAAGUUUAUUGAACUUACUGCGCUGGAGGAACGAGUUGUUGUUCUUGCAGGACUUGCUCCAGCAGUUGAGGGCAUAGCCGACACUUGCAGUUUCGGGCUAGAACCUAGCGCAAAUCAAUCAAUUCAUGACAGUGGGGAAUCUGCGUCGAUUGAAGAUAAUCGAAUUCCGGAGGAUAGAGCCAAUGAGAAUAAUGAGACGCAUACAUCGAAGAAGAGGAGGACAUCAAUGCACACAUUGCUGGAGACACAAGUGCAAAACCAAGCAACGUUUCAUGACUCGGUCACCAAUAUUCUAAAAUGCUUUGAAAAAAAACUGCUGAUUUGGUUCAUUAUAACAGACAGAUUUCGAAACAGUUAGAGA
Molecule: messenger RNA, 971 nt
Organism: Toxorhynchites rutilus septentrionalis
Lineage: Eukaryota; Metazoa; Arthropoda; Insecta; Diptera; Culicidae
Exons: 4
Coding region: 339-968 (209 amino acids)
Cellular component (GO): nucleus
Source: RefSeq, a predicted model, not a curated record